Molecule: messenger RNA, 1798 nt
Organism: Spodoptera exigua (beet armyworm)
Lineage: Eukaryota; Metazoa; Arthropoda; Insecta; Lepidoptera; Noctuidae
Source: the annotation of a GenBank genome assembly
GGCGAGCGCUCCAGUCCGCUCCGUGCUGCCGUCGCGCACGCACGCGCAUGUCGCUCGCUGUGUUACCCGGUGAUGUGAGGUGGCCCCCGCCGCUGCCGCAGCGCCGCGCGACUAACGCGCUUUUUUCGCGACCGAGUAAGCCAGUUGAAGGCUCGAGAGCCUUCGAGCCGGCAAGACGCCGUCCACCGUGGAUUUGAGGUACGGCGCCAUGGCGGCGACCACAUACAUGCCCGCCGACAUGGACCUGGGCAACAUCGGCGGGUAUCAUGCAGCGUCGCCGCGCAGCGCAGAGCCCGCAGACAUGAAGUAUCAGCACGGGCUGCACGCGGGCGGCUCGCCGUCCCCGGGCGCGCCCGUGCUCAACCCGUGGACGUCCCUGCCGCCGGCCGACCCCUGGGCCAUGCACCAGCACCACGCACACGCGCACCAGCCCGACGUCAAGCCGCCGCCGGCGCCGCACGAGCACCGCCACCUGCAGCACGGCGGAUGGCACGCCCCCGUCGUGUCCCCGCACUAUGGCGCGGGCUCCCCCGUGGCGCUGCAUGGAGGAUACCCCAUGCCGAUGCACCAGCACCACAUGCUCCGAGAUAUCCAGCCUUCGCCGCAUCCGCUGCAUCACCAUGCCAUGGAGCGGGAUCCUCCCGAGGAGGAUACGCCUACCAGCGAUGACCUGGAGGCCUUCGCCAAACAGUUCAAGCAGCGCCGCAUCAAGCUCGGCUUUACGCAGGCCGACGUUGGCCUGGCACUCGGUACUCUCUACGGCAAUGUGUUCUCGCAGACCACCAUCUGCAGGUUCGAAGCGCUACAACUUAGUUUUAAAAAUAUGUGCAAGUUGAAACCUCUGCUCCAGAAGUGGCUCGAGGAGGCCGACUCGACCACCGGCAGCCCGACGAGUAUCGAUAAAAUAGCUGCACAAGGAAGGAAAAGAAAGAAGCGCACGUCUAUAGAGGUAUCAGUGAAAGGUGCACUAGAGCAGCACUUCCACAAACAACCGAAGCCAUCGGCGCAGGAGAUCACGUCGCUUGCCGACAGCCUGCAGCUGGAGAAGGAGGUGGUGCGCGUGUGGUUCUGCAAUCGGAGGCAGAAGGAGAAGCGCAUGACGCCGCCCAACACGCUGGGCAACGAGAUGAUGGAGGGCAUGGGGCACGGGCACUACGGGCACGGCGAGGUGCACGGGUCCCCGCUGCAGCACUCGCACUCGCCGCCCGGCCUGUCGCCGCAGCACGGGCUGCCGGCGGGCGCGCAUACGCUGGCGGCCCACUAACAGUUCGCCCCGUGGGCGCCGCCGCGGCCCUACUACUCGGAGCCUCACUAGCGCCGACUAGACGCCGCGCCCGCGGGAUAUCUGACCGUGUACAUACGCGCCGCGCGCCUGGACGUGCGUGCGGCGCACAGUGAUCGCGGGGCCCGCGCCUCUGUACAUACCUCUGCGCGGGCCCCCUCACGGACCGAACGCUACGUUUAAGUUGUUCUUUAUAAUUUCAGUGAAGUCAUGAUUAAUUAUGUGAGUAAUGUUAAGAUCGAAGCCAGUAAUCGUUUAUACUUUAUCGAAACGCCGAGGUUCGGAGUGAUCGCCGAUACGUUUAGCUAGAUAGUCUAAUUGAUAAAUAAGAGCUUAAAUCGGAGGUGGAUCCCGGCGUCGCUCGCCCUCGCCGGCGGCCGCGGCAUCAUCGUCGUGCGGUAAGUACGGCGACAUUACACACACGAGUAGUACAGUACCGAGCGCUAACUAGCCGCGCGAUCCCGCGUACUUGACGCACGUAGUCGCGACCUGCGAGUCGCGCGCGAGCCGCUCGGC